AUGGAUAUCGAUCCCGCUCGACGCAACAAGAAGCCUCGUCUCCUACUGGAGAAUGAGCGCGAAAAACUCGACGAGUUUGUGGAUUCCAUUCACUACUCGGCUAGAUACAACGAUGACAAAUAUGAAUACCGCCAUGUACAGCUCCCCAAGAACAUGCUGAAGAAGAUCCCAUCGGAAUACUUUGACAGUGCCAAGGGCACAUUGAAACUGCUCUGGGAGGAAGAAUGGCGCGCGCUUGGUAUCACACAGAGUUUAGGAUGGGAGCACUACGAGGUGCACGAGCCGGAGCCUCACAUUCUUCUCUUCAAGCGUCCUCUGAACUACCAACCCCCAUUGCAGCAAUAA
Messenger RNA from Penicillium brevicompactum, 345 nucleotides. Its product is annotated as cyclin-dependent protein kinase regulatory subunit CKS1. Gene Ontology annotation, biological process: regulation of mitotic cell cycle. Bases 1 to 345 code for a protein of 114 amino acids. Gene Ontology annotation, cellular component: cyclin-dependent protein kinase holoenzyme complex; SCF ubiquitin ligase complex. The record is from RefSeq and is a predicted model, not a curated record. Gene Ontology annotation, molecular function: protein kinase binding; cyclin-dependent protein serine/threonine kinase activator activity; ubiquitin binding. Lineage: Eukaryota; Fungi; Ascomycota; Eurotiomycetes; Eurotiales; Aspergillaceae. The transcript is spliced from 4 exons.